Messenger RNA from Eleginops maclovinus (Patagonian blennie), 1481 nucleotides. It is a transcript of the gene adkb, whose product is annotated as adenosine kinase b. Gene Ontology annotation, molecular function: adenosine kinase activity. The transcript is spliced from 11 exons. Gene Ontology annotation, biological process: purine nucleobase metabolic process; purine ribonucleoside salvage. Gene Ontology annotation, cellular component: cytosol; nucleus. The record is from RefSeq and is a predicted model, not a curated record. The coding region runs from base 212 to 1267 and encodes 351 amino acids. NCBI's taxonomy places the organism in Eukaryota, Metazoa, Chordata, Actinopteri, Perciformes, Eleginopidae.
AAAGUGACUAGCUAAAACUGACCCUUUCCUUAAAAUUAUAAUUCAUUUUCUCUCUGGGUUGCAUGCUGUUCACCAAUUUAUUCAUUUGCGGUGAAGGAGGAAGCUGCAGCCUCACUCCUCUAACCCCGCAGACCGCACCGGCUUCCCGGGCUCUGCAGCGUCAACACAGCCGUCGUUGAUUUAGAAAAAUAAAUCUUACGAAGAACCAAACAUGUCGAAAACAGAGAAAGAAACAGCGUUAAGUGAAAACACACUCUUUGGGAUGGGAAAUCCCUUGCUGGACAUUUCAGCCGUUGUGGACAAAGAUUUCCUUGACAAGUUUGGACUCAAGCUUAAUGACCAGAUCCUCGCUGAAGAACACCACAAAGCCCUGUUUGAAGAAAUUGUCCAGAAGAACAAAGUUGAAUACCAUGCAGGUGGUUCGACACAGAACUCCGUGAAAAUUGCACAGUGGAUGAUCCAGGAACCCCACAAGGUGGCUACUUUCUUCGGGUGCAUUGGUAACGACCGCUUUGGGGAGAUCCUAAAGAAGAAGGCCGAAGAAGCCCACGUCGACGCACAUUACUAUGAACAAAACGAGGAGCCGACCGGUACCUGUGCCGCCUGCAUCACUGGGGAUAAUAGGUCCCUUGUUGCUAACCUGGCAGCGGCAAACUGCUACAAAAAGGAAAAACACCUGGACUUGGACAGCAACUGGGAGCUGGUGAAGAAAGCCAAGGUCUAUUAUAUUGCGGGUUUCUUCCUCACUGUGUCCCCGGACUCCAUCCUGAAGGUGGCGAAGCACGCUUCAGAGAACAACAAAAUCUUCUGCAUGAACCUCUCAGCACCUUUCAUCAGCCAGUUCUUCAAAGAGCCCUUGAUGAAGGUCAUGCCUUACGUCGACAUCUUGUUUGGUAACGAGACGGAGGCGGCGACAUUUGCCAAAGAGCUCGGCUUUGAGACAGAUGACAUCGCAGAGAUUGCAAAGAAAACCCAAAACCUCCCCAAGGAGAACACGAAGAGGCAGCGAAUGGUGGUGUUCACCCAGGGCAAGGACGACACUGUUGCAACUGUUGGUGAGAAGGUGACCAUGUUCCCAGUUUUGGACAUCGAACAAAGCGAUAUCGUGGACACUAACGGAGCUGGAGACGCCUUUGUGGGAGGAUUCCUUUCUUCUUUGGUCAAAGAACAUGCUGUAGAGGAGUGCAUCCGGGCAGGACACUACUCUGCCAACGUCAUCAUCAGACGUGUCGGAUGUACUUUCCCAGAGAAGCCGGACUUUCAGUGAUGCAUCUGCGCAUUUGUCUUUUCCACAAGAUACUUGUAUAUGUAUGCUUCAGGAUUUCAUGUACAUUUUUUUCUAAUUACAGUGGCUCACUGCAUGGACUAAGUGCUGCAGCUUGAAUAUUUUAUCAAGCUCGCAAAAUCAACUCAGAUGUUUCAUGCAAUUCAAAUAAUGUACUAGUAUCAAACCUUGGAAUAAAAUGGUUAUGUUAAAAGGA